AUGGAAGCUCUGAUCAGCUUAGAGAGUUACCUGCACGCAAAUUCAUCCUCACUGCUGGUCAGUCAAUGGAAUCUUAACGCGUCCAACAUUGAAGGGGAAACCACAGCCAGUCCACAGUAUGACAGGCAAAUCCGAAUCAUCACCAUGACCGUGAUCUUUGCAGUGGCACUGGUGGGCAACUCGACCGUGCUGUACAAGAUCUGCUGCCGGAAAAGCAAGAGGCGGAAAAUCGAUUUCCUCAUCACUAACCUGGCCCUAGCGGACCUGUGCGUCUCGGCGCUGACUCUGUUUUCUCAGAUCAUCUGGGAGGUUUUAGAAGACAAGUGGGUGGCAGGGGACCUGGCCUGCAGGCUCUUCAAAGUCUUGCAGGUGUUUGGGCUGAUUGCCUCGUCCAACAUCAUUGCCGUAAUCGCGCUGGAGAGGCACCACGUUAUUGUGAACCCCCUGGCAUCUCCGCUGCCAACAAAAAUACUGGCAUUUCUUGCCUGGUUCACAGCCCUCCUCCUCUCUGGCCCGCAGGCUUUUGUGUUCAAAGUCAAAGGUGGAGAGAAGUGCCUCAGCACAUUUGGUGACCUGCCCAAGUGGCAUUUCCAAAUGUACAUCAUCUACGGAUCCAUCACCGUGUUUUUCGCUCCGUUCUGUAUCCUGUGCGCUGCUUACACCCGAAUCCUGUGGACGAUCUGGCAGAAAGAGCAACAGGUGGACAGCAAACGAGCCGACCCGAAACAGUUAAUGAGGAGACCGGUGAGAAUUAUUGCAACCAACAGUGCGAUCCCACGCGCCAAAAUAAAAACCCUAAAAAUGACUCUGGUGAUCAUCAUUCUCUUCAUUGUCUGCGGGCUUCCUUAUUUCAUCAUCGAAAUGAAGGUGGCAUUCGGGACCAGCACGGAAUUAGACGCGAAGGUAAUCGCGGUGCUGGGCGUCUUUGUCGUCUCCAACAGUGCUGUCAACCCUUACGUUUAUCUGUUCUUCAAGACCGACAACGUUUACCUGAGGAAACUGGAGAAAAAACUGUGUUUCUCUUGCUUGAAGGAGUACAGGGAGAACACGUUUCACAGGGAACGGCUUGUGCACCCGGGAAGGAAAGCAGAACAGUCCACAACCACCACGACUUCAGAGACGGAGACUACAGCGGUGCACUCAGUCAGUUACAUAAAAUCCGCCCUGUCGCUCAGUGACAUUGCUUCGUGUGAAAGCUCGAUAUGA
Molecule: messenger RNA, 1206 nt
Organism: Polyodon spathula (Mississippi paddlefish)
Lineage: Eukaryota; Metazoa; Chordata; Actinopteri; Acipenseriformes; Polyodontidae
Product: probable G-protein coupled receptor 150
Exons: 1
Coding region: 1-1206 (401 amino acids)
Biological process (GO): G protein-coupled receptor signaling pathway
Cellular component (GO): membrane
Molecular function (GO): peptide binding; G protein-coupled receptor activity
Source: RefSeq, a predicted model, not a curated record